AUGGCGUCCCAGAUUUUGCCUCUUGAGCUGAUCGAUAGGUGUAUUGGGUCGCGUAUAUGGGUCAUCAUGAAGAACGAUAGAGAAUUCACUGGUACUCUCUUAGGCUUCGACGACUUCGUCAACAUGGUUCUAGAGGACGUCACUGAGUAUGAGACAAACGCCCAAGGGCGUAAAAUGACCAAACUGAACCAGACACUGCUGAACGGGAACAACAUUUGCAUGCUCAUCCCUGGAAGCUCUGGGCCCGAGGACGUAUGA
Messenger RNA from Epithele typhae, 258 nucleotides. Its product is annotated as Sm-like ribonucleoprotein. Lineage: Eukaryota; Fungi; Basidiomycota; Agaricomycetes; Polyporales; Epitheliaceae. The transcript has 5 exons. The record is from RefSeq and is a predicted model, not a curated record. Gene Ontology annotation, cellular component: Lsm1-7-Pat1 complex; U6 snRNP; U4/U6 x U5 tri-snRNP complex. Gene Ontology annotation, molecular function: RNA binding. Gene Ontology annotation, biological process: mRNA splicing, via spliceosome. Bases 1 to 258 code for a protein of 85 amino acids.